AUGACUGUCGGCAACGUGGCGAUCCAUCAGUACAUGUCACUUCGGGAUGCGGAGACCGACGCGACUCACGCUCCUGCCGGUACUGGUCGCCAACCUGCGCUGCGGUGGGAGCAACACCGUAUUUCUCAGACAUCGUGGAGAGUGGGCUGGGGAUGGACGGUGAAGGGGCGUAAAAAUAUAAGGGAGCUCGAGGGCGAGAGAAAGAAAGAUGAACAGCAAGGCACUCGAGUACGGUCGAAGAGUAGGGCGAAAGAGAAACGAACCCAGGCGGGUGCUGUGUGUGCAGAAGACGGAUGGAGCAGGGCGUGCCCGUCUGCGGAGGCGGUGCAAGCGGACCUGGGGCGGUCGCGUGUGCCCCCACGAGAAAAGGUCUCCGACAGAUGCGCAAGGGCACGGAACGAGCGCCCGUGGCGGCGGACGCCAGUUGGGGCGCGGACCUCUGGCGAACUCGGGCGUGGGGCGGUGCAGCACGCUCUGGAGGGCGAGGGCUGCUACUCGGGCAUGUUUGUUCGUGUCGCAUCCGGCAUCUGCGACACCCGGCAUGAUGAUGAUAAACAGCUGGAGGCGGGCAUGAGCGCCCGUCCGCUUGCGCUUGCGUGCUCCUUCUUACAGGGGACGAACUUCGAUCUCACAGAGCAAGAGGUACAGCGUAUGUCAGGGUGCGGUGCUGCCGUAUCAGCGCGGCGAUGGGAGAGGCAUCGCAGAGCAUCAUCGCGCGCGGACUGCGGCCUGGUGAACGGAUUUCGGAGGGAUGCGGCUUGGUCAGAUGGAUACUACGAAAGCCGUCCACGGGGGUGUAACAGAGCCGUUGACCACGAGAUCCGAGAAGUCGCCCUUGCACGGGAAGAGGUGUGCGGAAGCGCCAGAGUCAAAAAGAAUGGGGAAGACCCAAGGGCGGCGACACGCGGUGUCUCCGUCGGUGAGGGCGCUGUACUCGAACGCAUCGGCCGGAGAGAGCAGCGCCGAAGCCCAGUGAUCGACAGGAACCAGAGAGUCGACGGCGAGACCAGCGCACUCAGCGGAGGGAGACUUAGCGGCGAAAGAGGACGCCAUGGUGUCGGUGUACAUAGCGUCCCCGGUGUCGGACACCCUGAACGCGCGACCAGCGGGAUCGCGAAGAACUUGCUGGAAGCAGUCGGAGACGUCGUGGCCGGUCAUUCCGCAAUUGGAGCAAGUCUUGCAGGGCUCGUGCAAGCGGUGCCGCCGGCCACCGGCCACCCCUGGUGGACGUGUGUGUUGCGUGUCGUACCUGUACGCCCGAACAGCGUCAGAAGGGCCUACUCGGCAGAGACCAGCGUUGUCAGACCGGUGCAGCACUGUGGGCUAUUGUGGGGCUUGAUAGGAGUGACAAGGAUGCUGUUGGUCCGGGUGCCUCGAUCCAAAGGGACAGAUGUGAUAUUCAGUACUGGGAGCAUGAUCUACCAUGAUGAAAAGUGCGGUGCUGGCCGUGUCAGCGCGCGAGGCGAUGGGGAGAGGCAUCGCGGCGCUUCAUCGCGCGCCGGCUGCUGGGUUGGAGGGAUGCGGCCCGAUCAGCGCCGUGCGUCGUCGGGCGCGGGGCCCCCGGGCGAUCGCGCGUCACGGUCAACGACGGGUGCGACUUGCCCAUCAAUGCAGUGUAUCUCGUACUGUGCUGCACGGCACCCCGCGACCAAGCGUAUGGGGCGCGCGUCGAUCUUCAGCGGUCUGUCGUCUGGGAGGCGGAGGGCCAUGUGUCGCCAAGGACGUCAGGUCCGUUACGGGGUUUGCAGUUGGGUGUCAUGGCAGAAGCAUCUUCGAGUGCGCAACCGAGUCGACAGGACCGUGGUGAUUCUGCCCGAGGUGGCCGACCUGUGCUCUGGCGUUCCAUCAUGUUCUGAAAGAGGCCUGUGGGAAGGGGACGCCGAUGCGGCUGGCUCCAGCGUCACUGCAGGCUUCAGCAGGACCGACGGAGGGAAGUGGCUUACCUGGGGCUUCUUCAAGUUCGCGUCCGGGCAUAUCCCGACACUUCAUGAUAAUAGAAGUGGCGUAGGGGCGCUCCUCCCGCUGGACUCUGAGUCCCCAGCCUCGAUGAUUGUCUCUCUCGCCGCAUCCGCCCUCCGCCCCCUCUGGGUCAACGUCCUCGAGCCCGCCACCGCCUACACCGCCGACGCCCUCUGCGCCUUGGCAGAGCGCGCCGUCGUUAGAGUCCUCUCUGGCAUAACCGCAGGCCGGCUCACCAUCCACACGCCGUCCCGCUCCUACUCCUUCCCCUCCGCUGAUGCUGAUGCGCCCGCCUCUGGGCCGUGCGCGACCCUGACCGUCGCACACCCCCUCUUCUGGCUCCGCCUCGCCCUCAUGGGCGACCUCGGCUUCUCAGAGGCCUACAUGUACAGCGAGGUCCACUGCGACGACCUCAUGCUUCUCUUCGACCUGCUCCUCGCGAACCGCGCCUGCCUCGCCAACCUCGACUCCCUCCUCGCCCGCCUCGGCCGCAUCCCCGCACAGCGCGCCUGCGCCCGCCUCGCCAACUCCCUCCUCGGCUCGCCCCGCAACAUCAGCGCCCACUACGACAUCAGCAACGACAUGUUCGAGGCCUUCCUCUCGCGCGACAUGACCUACUCGUGCGCGAUCUGGCUCGACCUCGAGGACCGCGCCCUGCGUCGCACGCCCUCCGCCGUCAGCGCCAGCACCAGCUCCAGUUCCAGCUCCAGCGCGGAUAGCGACGCCGUCAAGUACACGCAGACACUGGCCGGAGCGGGCGCUGCUGACGCGCAGACGGCGGACGAGGAGCAGCAGGAAGAAGAGUUGCACGAGGCCCAGAUGCGCAAGCUGCUGCGCAUCAUCGAGCUCGCGGAUAUCAGGCCCGGGCAUCGGGUGCUCGAGAUCGGGAGCGGCUGGGGGUCGCUCGCGCUGCUCGUCACGAGCAACGUACCGGGGUCGACGGUCGACACGCUCACGCUGUCCGCGGAGCAGGCCGUGCUGGCGGCCGCGCGUGUGGAUGAGGCGGGCCUCGGGAGGCAGACCUGUGCCGCGUGCGCGGGCGCGAAGGCGGACUUGAAGGCGAAUGGCGCAGGCGCGCAUGGGGCCAGGACCCGCGGCGGUGCGAAGGGCAGCAAUGCUAACGGCGACGUGAAGAGCAGCGUUACUAUUGGCGACGCGAAGAGCAGCAAUGCUAACGGCAGCGCGAAGGGUGCUUGCGGGUGCCGCGAGGCCCGCGUGCGCGUGCACUAUAUGGACUACCGGCGCAUGCCGGCGGAGUGGGCGGGCACGUUUGACCGCGUCGUGAGCGUGGAGAUGGUCGAGGCGGUCGGGCAGGAGUGGCUCGAGUCAAAUGCCGGGCGCGUGCUGAUUCGGGCGAGCGGGCGGCGGCAGACGUAUUGGAAGCAGAUCGAGUGGGCGCUGAAGGGGGGCUCGGGUGCGGGCGUCGUGCAGGGGAUCACGAUCCCAGAGGCGAUCUUCCCUGGGGGCUUCCUCCCGACGCUGACGCUGCUUGUGGAUGCGCUUGCGCGUGGAUCGUGCGGACGGCUCGUCGUCGAGCGCGUGGAGAACAUCGGGCCGCACUACGCGCGCACGCUUCGCGUUUGGCGGGCAAGCUUCGAGCGCGCGUUCGAGGCGGAGAUCGUGCCCGCCCUGCAGACGCGGUACCCGGACACGAUGGGUGAGGGUGUCGAAGGCGCGGAAGAGGCGAUCGAGAUGUUCCGGCGGAAGUGGGUGUACUACUUCUCCUACUGCGAGGCGGGCUUCGCGAGCCGGAGCUUGGGCGAUCACAUUGUGACGUUCACGAGAGAGGGAAACGUGGACUACCAGUACGGUGCGUAUGUGCGCCAGCUGGGCGGGCGGUAUAGCGAGGCGGAGGAGUAG
This is a messenger RNA of Postia placenta MAD-698-R-SB12, 3819 nucleotides long. RefSeq lists its product as hypothetical. The record is from RefSeq and is a predicted model, not a curated record. The transcript is spliced from 21 exons. NCBI's taxonomy places the organism in Eukaryota, Fungi, Basidiomycota, Agaricomycetes, Polyporales, Adustoporiaceae. The coding region runs from base 1 to 3819 and encodes 1272 amino acids.